AUGGGAGCUAACCUAUCAAAGGCAAUCGACAGAGCUCGUGAGACAAAUGAAACAGAGCUCGACUUCACCGGCAAGGGCAUUCACGAGUUGCCCGUCUCAAUCGGAUCAGUCGACUCACUUGUAAAACUAAACCUCAGUCGUAAUGAGCUUAGAAGACUGCCAACUACCAUUGGUAACUUGAGGAAUUUGACAUUGUUGAACUUGUUCCAGAAUGAGUUGAAGGAGUUGCCUCAUGAGAUUACACAACUUAGCAACUUGCAGACAUUGAAUCUUAGCAUUAACAAGUUGCCAGCGUUGCCACGAGGCUUUGGCUCAUUCAAUCAUCUUCACUUUUUGGAUCUGAGCUACAACAAGUUGACAGAGCUCACAAGCCAGAUCGGCCUGAUCACCACGCUAAAGGAGUUGCACAUCUCGUUCAACAAGCUGACGGAGCUACCCGUUGAGCUGUCGCGUUGUCUCGAGCUCGAGCAUCUCAACUGCUCCAACAACAAGAUCACAUCGAUCCCUGGCGAGUUUGGUUCGCUCAACAAGCUCAGAGUGCUCAAUGUCGUCAAUAACAAGAUCGAAUGGGUACCACCAACGAUUGGCUCACUCGAGAAGUUGGAGAAGGUGGACAUCUCACUCAACCCCAUCAAAGAGUCCCUGGAGGCAGAGGCCAAGAAGGGUCCUGAGGUCUUUAUCAAGUACUUAAAGUCACCUGCCUAUGAUACACUCUAUUAUAGAGAAACAGGCAAAGCAAGACCAUCAACUACAACAUUGACGAACAAUGAGGCAGCAGGUGGAAGCAGCUCAACAACUACAAACACUACCGAAUAA
Messenger RNA from Acytostelium subglobosum LB1, 816 nucleotides. RefSeq lists its product as hypothetical. The record is from RefSeq and is a predicted model, not a curated record. The transcript has 3 exons. Lineage: Eukaryota; Evosea; Eumycetozoa; Acytosteliales; Acytosteliaceae. Gene Ontology annotation, molecular function: protein binding. The coding region runs from base 1 to 816 and encodes 271 amino acids.